AUGAAUGAAAGUUAUUUCAACAAUGAGCCCCCACCUGAAAUUUUAAAUGGCUUCAAUAACAAUGAAACUUCUUUAAGUUACUACAACAAUCUCAACGAAAAUGAAAGACAGCCAAUUUUUUCAUCUUAUAUUUCUAGUACGGAAAAACUAAAAUAUUUACCCAAAACCUUAAGAGAGCAUAUUAUAAUUGAAUAUACAGCGACAUUUGCAAUUUUGGAAAGUGAUAUUGUAGAAUUUUAUUUAAAACUAGAUAAUGAUUUGUUAAUAAAAUUUCCAUUUUUACAUGUUGAUCAUCCUUUGCAUGAAUAUUAUGAAUAUGUUAAGGCAAAUACAAAAAAAAGAAUUAUAGAUAUUUAUCCUAAUAUUAUAUCUGAACCUUUACGAGAUUUAUUGUUAUAUGUUCAAAAAUUAGAAAAAGAAAAAAUGAUAAAAAAUGAAACCAAAACAAAAAUGUUAGAAGAAAAACAAGCAAAUGCAUUAAAAGAAGCAAAAGAUAAAACUCGAAAAUUAAAACAAAAAGGAGAUCAAUCAUAUUCAUCACUUUUUUUGAAAUAUAUGGAAUCAGAUGAUGAAACAUUUGAAAAGGAAGAUAUAAAAACUUCUUAA
Molecule: messenger RNA, 606 nt
Organism: Plasmodium yoelii
Lineage: Eukaryota; Apicomplexa; Aconoidasida; Haemosporida; Plasmodiidae
Product: conserved Plasmodium protein, unknown function
Exons: 3
Coding region: 1-606 (201 amino acids)
Biological process (GO): RNA processing
Molecular function (GO): RNA binding
Source: RefSeq, a predicted model, not a curated record